CCUCACUGCUCCCAACCCCACUUCCCACCAUUCUUUUAUCUCCUGUGCGCGGUCUCCGGAUGAACACAGACCCUUUUCUCUCUCUCUCUCGCUCGGAAGAUUGCUGCGGAAUGUCGAACCACGAAGAGCAGGCGGAGGACGCGCGCGCGAAUGGAGAUUCGUUCCACAAGGUGAAGCUUCGGUUGAAGGACAGAUCGAAGAAAGUGGCCCAGACGAAGGAGAUGACGAAGGAGAUGAUCUCCAAGCAAGCUAAGAAGAUCGCUCAGCGAGCCGAGGAACACGAGCGGUUCAUUAACAAGGUGACGCAUCUAUUAGGUGUGCUCGCAUUUGGUGGGUUUUGCUACCUACUUGGAGCCAGACCACAAGAUGUUCCUUAUGUAUAUUGUCUGUUCUAUGUUAUUUUUGUCCCCCUUCGGUGGAUAUACUAUCGGUUCAAGAAAUGGCAUUACUACCUAUUGGACUUCUGCUACUAUGCCAACACUAUCUUCUUGGUCGAUCUUCUUCUGUAUCCGAAAAAUGAAAAGCUUUUUAUGGUUUGCUUCUCCUUUGCCGAGGGACCAUUGGCAUGGGCAUUGAUUGUCUGGCGUUGUAGCUUGGUGUUUAGUUCAGUUGAUAAAAUUGUUAGUGUCCUCAUUCACCUUUUACCAGGAUUAGUUUUUUUUACCAUAAGAUGGUGGAAUCCUGCAACCUUUGCUGCCAUGCAUCCUGAAGGAACAGCACGAAGGGUCUCGUGGCCAUACGUGGAAGACAAGUCCUAUCUCUGGACUUGGCUGUUUGUGAUUCCCUUGGUUGCUUAUACUCUUUGGCAGGUUCUUUAUGUGCUCAUAGUUAAUGUUCUACGUCGACAGAGACUGUUAAGAGAUCCUGAAGUUAUGACUUCUUAUAGAGAAUUGUCUAAGAAGGCACAGAAAGCAAACAACAUAUGGUGGCGUUUGAGCGGCUUACUAGGAGAUAACAAUCGGCUUCUCAUGUACACUCUGCUUCAAGGAUUAUUUACCGUGGCAACCAUGGCGCUUGCGGUCCCAAUCUUUUUGUCAUAUAGACUGCACGUGGUCUUCCAAAUACUGAAGGUGUCUGCAACAAUUUGGAACGGCGGAAGCUUUCUCUUGGAAGUUAUGCCGAGGCAGGUCAUUCUCAAGGAGAAGAAGAAAACAGAAACACGACAUGGACAAAACCAGCAGGAGCAAGCCCCCGUUGCAACUGACAAUCCUCCCGAUGCAGUUAAUUCCACUGAAACGCCCCAAUCAUAGCACAGAUUGGUAUGCCUCAUACUCAAAUCUUCAUCACUUGUAGAACUUCCAUUGCGCCCACGCGUCAGCUGCCUCAUGGUUGCGAACAUGUUAAGGUGGCUCAACGAUGCCGAUUUGUUCCCAGCUAGUCCAAGGUUGCAUUCCUUUACUGAUUCUUUUUCUUCUAGAGUUUGUUACUCCAAUGUAAGAGAAAGUUAUCAUGGAGGUGAAUUCGAAGUUUUGUUGCAAGGUUUGGACGUGGAAUGUCAUCUUAAGCUUCAGAAAAAAGCUAGUGAGAUAUGUCGAGUUAUAGCCCAGAAAAGAAAAUAUAAUGAGCAAGAGCAGAAUGAGUUGUGACAAGCUUUUGGUCGCAUUGUUAGAGUUAGUACAGAUGUUGUGGUAUAUCGAUUGCCUCAUUAUGCUUCAUGCUUGAGGAUGAUACAUUGAAAUUGCUGCAUCGCCUGCAAAUGACAAUGUUGGGGUCUUUAAAGGAAAAAUUAAAAAUUGAAUUACUUUUCCUCUCAUGUACGAUACAUAUGAUUGCCCUUGACCAGCAGCUGCUGUCACCACUUAGACUAAGGAAACAAAGAAAUCCCAAACCACUAUAAUACCUAAGAAACCAAAGCCAUCACCAAAUAUGAAUGAAGCCCUCACCCAAGAAAAGAAAAAUGAAUAGAAAGGCC
This is a messenger RNA of Rhodamnia argentea, 1912 nucleotides long. Its product is annotated as glycerophosphocholine acyltransferase 1. The transcript has 9 exons. The record is from RefSeq and is a predicted model, not a curated record. Bases 60 to 1250 code for a protein of 396 amino acids. Gene Ontology annotation, biological process: phosphatidylcholine biosynthetic process. NCBI's taxonomy places the organism in Eukaryota, Viridiplantae, Streptophyta, Magnoliopsida, Myrtales, Myrtaceae.